AGACAGAACCACCACUUGGUUGAGGCAUUGCAUGACCUAUGUUUAUAAUGGGUCUAACUUCAACUUGUUGGCUGAGAGCUCUAAGGAAAUAAAGCAAUGGACAUCUUUGCUUUAGUGUUUUUGAGUUCCAGUUUGCUUGUUUUCUCCUUUGUAUCCUCGGAUGCUGUUGACAGCAUUACUCAAUCCCAAACCCUCAGGGACAUUGAGAACACAACCUUGGUCUCUAAAGAUGGAGGCUUUGUCCUGGGUUUCUUCAGUCCAGGUAAUUCCAAUAACCGUUACUUGGGAAUUUGGUACAACAAUAUCCCAGUUAAAACGGUUGUUUGGGUAGCAAACCGGCUUAACCCAAUCCCAGACUCGUCUGGCGUGUUGAUGGUAAAAAGUUCAGGUAGUCUUGUUCUUCUCAGCCAGAAUACGACUGUUGCUUGGUCGGCAAAUUCAACAAAAGAGGCCAGGAAUCCAAUAGUACAUCUUUUAGAUUCUGGAAAUCUAGUAUCAAGAGAAGAGAAUGAAGACAAUUAUUUGUGGCAAAGCUUUGACUAUCCUUCUGAUACUUGGCUGCCAGGGAUGAAGCUUGGAUGGGACUUAGGGACUGGUCUGGAAAAGCGUCUAACUGAAUGGAAGAGUCUAGAUGACCCCUCUCCUGGAGAAAUGAGUUGGGGGAUUGAACUUAAUAAUUACCCUGAAUUAGUCAUGAAGAAAGGCUCCGAGAAGUACUUCCGGUCCGGCCCAUGGAAUGGCAUAUUUUUCAGUGGUAUGCCAGAGUUACAGGCCACCCCGCUUUUCAACUACACGUUUGUCUCCAACAAGGACGAGGUACACUUCAUGUUCGAACUUAUUGAAAUUUCUACAAUCACAAGAGUAGCUUUGAGCCAAUCACAGUAUAUGCACUUCGUGUGGGUGGAUGAAAAACAAAAAUGGAUGAUGUUCUUAUCUUUUCCGAAAGACGGAUGUGACGCUUACAAUUUUUGUGGUGCUUAUGGAAAUUGUAUCGUGGAUGAGUCACUUCCCUGUCACUGUGUAGAAGGAUUCAAGCCUGUGUCGCGAGGAACAGGGCACCAGGAAGAGUGGUAUAGGGGAUGUGUAGGAAUUACGCAAUUGAGCUGCGAGGAUAAAGAUAAAAUUGGGUUUUUUAAACUUCCUAGAUUCAAAAUGCCAGCUACCACUUAUUCUUGGUUGAACGAAAGUAUGAGUCUUAAUGAAUGCAGAGUCAAAUGUUUGAACAACUGUUCCUGUACGGCUUAUGCAAACUCAGAUAUUAGAGGUGGAGGAAGUGGCUGCGCCAUCUGGUUUGGAGAUCUAACUGAUAUUAGACAGAUGGCAGCUAACAAGGAGGAUGCUAAUAGUCAGGAUGUAUAUAUUCGAAUGCCUACUUCAGAGCAAGCAAAUUCAAUAAAAAAAGAGGUGAAAAACAAGCAAAAGACGAAGGUGGUAGUGAUAGUUGUGGUUGCCAUUGCCGUAAUAUUUGGGGUGCUCAUGAUUCCCUACAGCAUUUGGAAAAGGUCAAACUUCAGAGGGGAGGACUUGAUAUCAUUUGAUUUCAGCAACAAGGCUACACAACGAGGACUAAUCAAUAAGAAGAGGACUGGGAAAGGUCGAAAUAAGGAAAUGGAGCUUCCACUCUUUAGUUUUUCUAGUGUAUCUACUGCUACUAAUUACUUCAGUGCCUCAAAUAAGCUUGGAGAGGGGGGUUUUGGACCUGUUUACAAAGGAUCCUUGCUGAAUGGACAAUUAGUAGCAGUAAAAAGACUUUCGAGAAAAUCUGGACAAGGAUGGGAAGAGCUAAAAAAUGAGGCAAUGCUUAUAGCCAAACUCCAACACAAGAAUCUUGUGAAAUUGCUUGGCUGCUGCAUUGAAAGAGAUGAAAAGAUUUUGAUCUAUGAAUAUUUGCCCAAUAAAAGCUUAGAUUAUUUCCUUUUUGAUCCAAUUAGACAUGAGAUAAAAGAUUGGGCAACCCGAACUCACAUCAUUGAAGGGAUUGUUCAAGGGCUUCUUUACCUCCAUCAGUACUCCAGGUUACAAAUCAUUCAUAGAGAUUUGAAGGCCAGCAACAUCUUGCUGGAUAAAGACAUGAAUCCUAAAAUAUCAGAUUUUGGAUUGGCAAGAAUUUUUUGUGGGAAUGGGUCACAAGCAACCAAUCGAAUAGUGGGGACUUAUGGCUAUAUGUCCCCGGAAUAUGCCAUGGAAGGCCUCUUCUCAAUUAAAUCUGAUGUCUUUAGUUUUGGAGUAUUAUUGUUAGAGAUCUUGAGUGGCAAGAAGAAUACUGGUUUCUAUCAGAGUGACUCUAUCAAUCUUAUUGGAUAUACGUGGGAUUUGUGGAAAAGCAAUAGGUCGUUGGAGUUGAUGGAUCCAAUCCUCGAAGAUACUCCUCCUGCGAAUGUCCUUUUGAGUUACAUAAACAUAGCACUACUUUGCGUCCAAGAAAAUGCUGUUGAUAGGCCUACCAUAUCAGAUGUGAUCUCGAUGUUCAACAAGGAACCUGCACUUCUACCUUCACCAAAAAAACCAGCGUUUUCAUUUGGCAGAGGUAUGGAGGAUUUGGGUUCAUCAAAGAGAAAGCUAGAAAUUUGUUCUCUAAAUGACAUGACAGUCUCAAUUUUGGAAGCUCGGUGACAAUUUAGACUUUGUUGAUCAUACCUCAAUUGUUUAUCAUGUUACCUAGGCAUGUUUUAAAUAAACAAUAAUAUUAUUGAACUUGAGAAAACAAAAUUUACCAUUAGUCAUUGGCUUAUUGCCAUGUUGAUGUCUAUCAAGUCCUACAUUAAAAGCUUCUUCAAUCUGUUUCUCCUACUUUCAUUAUAUACCUCUUCUUCUUCU
Messenger RNA from Quercus robur (English oak), 2817 nucleotides. RefSeq names its product receptor-like serine/threonine-protein kinase SD1-8. The transcript has 7 exons. Gene Ontology annotation, molecular function: ATP binding; protein serine/threonine kinase activity. NCBI's taxonomy places the organism in Eukaryota, Viridiplantae, Streptophyta, Magnoliopsida, Fagales, Fagaceae. The record is from RefSeq and is a predicted model, not a curated record. Gene Ontology annotation, biological process: recognition of pollen; protein phosphorylation. Bases 97 to 2613 code for a protein of 838 amino acids.